AUGAAGAAAACAGCCCUAAUUGGUCUUUUGGUGGGUUCAUGGUCGUUUUUCCUGUCACUCUGUUUCGCCAACGACAAUGCCAAAAGACUUUACGACGAUUUAUUGCGGAAAAGGGGCUACAACAAACUUAUUCGACCAGUGGGAAACAACAGCGACAAACUUACAGUGAAGUUGGGUAUUCGACUUUCGCAACUUAUAGAUGUGCACGAAAAAGACCAAAUUAUGACAACCAAUGUUUGGCUGAGACAGGAAUGGUAUGAUAAAACUUUAACCUGGUCGCCUAGUGAAUAUGGUGGGGUAGAUAAACUUUAUGUACCUUCUAGAGAAAUUUGGCUUCCAGAUGUAGUCCUUUAUAAUAAUGCGGAUGGUAAUUAUGAAGUUACACUUAUGACAAAGGCAACAUUGCAUCCAAACGGUUUAGUAGUAUGGGAGCCACCAGCUAUCUACAAGAGUUCCUGCACAAUUGAUGUCGAGUUCUUUCCAUUUGAUGUCCAGACAUGUUCUAUGAAAUUCGGAUCAUGGACCUAUGACGGUAAUCAGGUCGAUUUGGUGCACUACUGCUCUAUCAACGAGGAGUCUGGCGUUGAAAUUAGGCCGGGAAUAGAUAUCAGAGACUUUUAUCCAAGCGUAGAAUGGGAUCUCCUAGCUGUUUGGGCUAAAAGAAAUGUUCGAAAUUACCCGUGUUGCAUUGAACUGUAUCCUGAUAUAACGUUCUAUAUAUCAAUGCGAAGAAAGACACUCUUUUAUACAGUAAACCUAAUAAUCCCGUGUGUGGCUAUCUCGUUCCUCACUGUUCUAGUGUUUUAUCUACCGUCCGAUUCAGGUGAAAAAGUGACAUUGUGUAUCUCUAUCCUCCUUUCAUUGACUGUGUUUUUCCUGCUGUUAGCUGAAAUUAUUCCUCCUACGUCAAUUGUCGUUCCACUCAUUGGUAAAUACUUACUGUUUACAAUGAUUCUUGUGACACUUUCAAUUAUAGUGACAGUUGUCGUAUUAAACGUCCAUUUCCGUUCCCCUUCUACGCAUGUGAUGUCUCCAUGGGUAAGAAGGGUCUUCCUUACCAUACUUCCAAAAUUAUUGGUAAUGCGCAGACCACAUCUGGAACCAGAGAAACCUCAGAAAGUUGUGAUAAGGACAUGUAAUGGUAUGGAAAUCAGAGAUCACAGCGGUGUGUCGGGGUAUCAUCACACCACGUCCAUGGGAUUUAGGCGUUCUAUGCAUGAACAAGAGUUAUUACCUAGCAGCGAAGAUGCAGCUGCCAAUGCUUUAUUUAGAAACAAAUACUACACAAGAGAAGUUAUUGAAGCUAUUGAAUCCGUUACAUUUAUCGCAGAACACUUAAAAAAUGAAGACAACACAGCAGCGAUUAUUGAAGAUUGGAAGUACGUCGCUAUGGUUUUAGACAGAGUCUUUUUGUGGGUGUUUACAACUGCUUGUGUUGUUGGAACUUUUGGAAUUAUCUUACAAGCUCCAACAUUAUAUGAUGGCAAACAACCUAUCAAUUUGGAUCAAUACAAAUCUUACUGUGACACAAUAAGCUGAACAUAUGGGACAUUCUUUUACAUUAUUUUUUUGACAAUGUUUUAAAUAUCCGUAUGGGAAAUAUUGGUGUCUAGAAAUGCGCCAGUGGUCAUUGCAUUUUGUUUUUAAAUCGGAAAAAUAACAAUAAUGUUCGCCCAAAACAGAGACCCACACGAUUGAUAGUGGAACUGUUUAGAGGGGGUGGUGAACCUACACACACCGCGACAUGAUUGCUGACGUUUACUUUGUGAUUAACAGUUAUUUUUUGUUCAGUUUUGGUAGAACAUUCGUUCGUAAACCCAGAGCUGAGAUUUGCCCAGGAAGCGAUAGAUAUUUAUGUAUAUUAAGUAUUAAAUGAUACACGUUUGUUUUGUUUGUAAUAUGAAAUGAUCUAAGUGACGUUUGCUUGUAAAUUAAAAUGUUUAUGUUCCC
Messenger RNA from Lottia gigantea (owl limpet), 1950 nucleotides. RefSeq lists its product as hypothetical. Lineage: Eukaryota; Metazoa; Mollusca; Gastropoda; Lottiidae. Gene Ontology annotation, biological process: regulation of membrane potential; chemical synaptic transmission; nervous system process. The coding region runs from base 1 to 1539 and encodes 512 amino acids. Gene Ontology annotation, molecular function: acetylcholine-gated monoatomic cation-selective channel activity; transmembrane signaling receptor activity. Gene Ontology annotation, cellular component: postsynaptic membrane; synapse; neuron projection. The transcript has 5 exons. The record is from RefSeq and is a predicted model, not a curated record.